Molecule: messenger RNA, 2127 nt
Organism: Ceratitis capitata (Mediterranean fruit fly)
Lineage: Eukaryota; Metazoa; Arthropoda; Insecta; Diptera; Tephritidae
Product: fatty-acid amide hydrolase 2
Exons: 8
Coding region: 232-1815 (527 amino acids)
Source: RefSeq, a predicted model, not a curated record
AAGCUAAGCUGUUUUUGAGUGAGCAAGUGAGGGUGAGUGAGUAAGAGUUUUUACUCUGUCAAAGUGAGAAAGUUUCCUGAGUUUAUACUAAACACGAUUCAGUAAAAAUUAGCCUGCGAGUGGAGUAACAGCUGUCUGUUUUGGCGGUUUAACUGAAUCCGUUUACUUAUACAGUUUAUUGUAACCUGCUUUCAAGUAUUUUUAUAAAAAAGGCUAGGCUAAUUUAGAAAUAUGAUUCAUGUUAUACGUACUUUCUUCGCCAUUGGCAAUGCACUCUGCUUUAUUGUGAACACACUCGUCAAUUUGUUGUUGCCACGCCAAAAACCAAAUUAUCCAGCAAUACAAGACGCGUUACUAUUAAAGUCAGUCGGCGAGUUGGUUGUGGAGUUACGACAGAAAAAGGUAACCUCUCAUAAGCUAGUUCAGGCCUACAUUAAGCGCAUUCAGGAAGUAAAUGCCAGUUUGAAUGCAGUUGUGGAGGAUCGCUUCGAGCAAGCGCUGAAGGAAGCACAACACGCCGAUGGCUUGAUUGCCAAAGCUAGCAAUGAGCAGCUGGUUGCGCUCUUCGCUCGCUACCCCUUACUGGGCAUACCGUUUACUGUGAAGGAAUCGGCUGGAUUGAAGGGUCUUUCCUUUGUUGUCGGCAAUAUCUAUCGAAAGGAUUUGAAAUGUGAUAACGACAGUGAAAUGGUGGAACGAUUACGAUCAGCCGGAUGCAUACCACUUUUGGUGUCGGCAAAUCCAGAAUUUUGCAUGAGCUACGAAACAAAUACUAAAAUGAAUGGAAAAUGUCGCAACCCUUAUGAUCCAAAUAGAGUGUCUGGCGGUUCAUCAGGGGGUGAGGGUGCUCUAAACGGCGCUGGUGCAACACCUUUUGGUUUGGGUUCCGAUAUUGGAGGCUCCAUCCGUUUGCCAGCAAUGUUCUGUGGUGUCUUUGGACACAAAGCAACGGGUGGUUUGCUCUCAAUUAAAGGCAAUUUUCCCUUCGUUGAUGAUCCAAUAUUUUCACAAUAUCUAACGACUGGUCCAAUAACUCGUUUUGCCAAAGACUUGCCCAUAUUACUGCAGGUGAUGGCUGGUGAAGAUAUAGAGAAAUUAAAGUUUCACGAACCAGUUCCGUUAAAGGAUAUAAAGAUCUACUAUGCUAGUAGUUUUAGUGGCUGUGCUGCUUUGAUGCAUCAACCAACUGAUUUCGAUAUCAAAUUAGCCAUAACGCGAGCGGUGAAAUGUUUCCAGAAAGGUGGACUAAAAACAGAAGAGUUCAAUUUAGACAAAUUCGCUCACGCAAGAGAAAUUGGCUUGCGUGCGCUCUCAGAUCUGCACGGCAUACCAAGCGUGACUAACCAAGGUAAACCCAAAAUAUCGAAAUUAAUUGGUGAGCUGGUGCUUUCACUUUUUGGCCUAUCGGUGCAUAAUCGUGACGCUGUAUUUAUGGAAUGGAUGCGCACGGAAAGAAUAUACUUUUCCAACGAGGAAGCGGAAGGAUUUCGAGUUGAAGGCGAAGCAUUGAAGAAGGAAUUGGUGAAAAUGCUCGGCGAAAAUGGUGUACUCUUCCUGCCCACAUUUCCCACCUCAGCAUUUGCUUUCAAUACAGCCACAUUGAAUUUGGUGGGCGUAGAUUUGAUGUUAUUAUUUAAUAUCUUGGGUUUACCAGCAACGCAUGUCACCAUGGGCUUAGAUCACAGAGGACUUCCAAUUGGUUUUCAGGUGGUCGCUGCGCCCUAUCAGGAUAAACUCUGCCUGCAAAUCGCAGCAGAAUUGGAAGGUGCAUUCGGUGGUUGGGUGCCACCACUGCCGCAUGAAAUAAAAAGUUGAUUAUUAUAUGAAUUUUAAAAAGUUUAGUUGGUGGUUGGCUUGAUUUCAAAAAGCUUCAGAAAGCUUUUCAACAUAUGUAUGUAUGUAUGCAAUUUUAGUGUUCUGUGGUACUUAGUUCGAAUAUACAUUCAUCUAUUUAUACAACUAAUAUUUCUAAGUCAUUAUUAUUGAUCAUUUGUGCUUUACUUAAUAAAUGGCAAUAAUUAAUUACUUAAUUAAGUUAUCAGGGCGACCAUAAUUUUAUGGUUACGCCAUUAGCUUAGUUUUAAUUUUUAUGACAAAAUAUACAUAUAUGUGUGAAUAUCUUUAUAU